UGGCAGGACGGGCAUUUUUACUCUACAACUUUGAAGCAACUUGGAUUGCACAUCCAGUUCAGAGACCACACUGAGCAGCUCUGUCGCAAUCCCAAACCUGCCCAUGACAAUGAUUUUGUCAUCAUCGAUGUUCAUGGAAUACACGAGGUUGCACUCAACUUUUGUGAUUGUGCAAAUGCACCUUCCCACUACAGACAACUUCUCUGCAGACAGUUGUUUCCAGUGACUUCAACUGAC
Suillus bovinus is the source of this 237-nucleotide messenger RNA. RefSeq lists its product as uncharacterized. The record is from RefSeq and is a predicted model, not a curated record. The transcript has a single exon. The annotation marks the transcript as partial. Lineage: Eukaryota; Fungi; Basidiomycota; Agaricomycetes; Boletales; Suillaceae.